This is a messenger RNA of Physcomitrium patens, 3113 nucleotides long. Its product is annotated as increased DNA methylation 1. NCBI's taxonomy places the organism in Eukaryota, Viridiplantae, Streptophyta, Bryopsida, Funariales, Funariaceae. The record is from RefSeq and is a predicted model, not a curated record. Gene Ontology annotation, biological process: positive regulation of transcription by RNA polymerase II. Gene Ontology annotation, cellular component: nucleus. Gene Ontology annotation, molecular function: acyltransferase activity, transferring groups other than amino-acyl groups; RNA polymerase II transcription regulatory region sequence-specific DNA binding; histone binding.
GCCUCGUGAAGGGAAGGUUUGUGUUCUGUAAUGGUUUUGAAUGGUGUUGUGGCCGCCGAUUGCUUGGAGCUGUCGGAGAAUAAGUUUAAGGGUGUGCAGUCCCCUGCCUCCUUAAUUGUGUUGCUGCGCAGGUGAUAUCAUGAUAUCAGUCGGGAUAGCAAAGUGUCGUGCGCAGCGCCAAUCGAGCCUGCCACGAAGGAGGCUCCGAUGGGUGAGACGGAGUCAAAGCCUUCACAACGCAGGUGCUCAUCGUCAGGCACCGCGGAAACUAGUGAAGGAACUCAUGGGGCAGGGGAAGAUUCUACUUUUGAGAAGGACGGAGAAACGGAGGAGGAAAACAACCCAGGAACCUUGCAGAACUCCUCUGCGAAGGACUUUAGUGAUGCAGCGUGGAAGCUGGACACUCAUGAGGUUGAUGAGACUCUUCCAACUAACAAUGGUGGAGCGAGUGAUGGUCGAAUUGCGAAUGGCAUGCCGCAGAAAGUAGGCCGGAAACGGAAGAAGACUAUUCAUUACAGGAAUUCUAGGGUGCCACACGCUAUUCCUAGAUUGGAAAUUGAAAGUGAUGAGGAAUCUGAUAGUCUGGAGAGACACGAAGACGAGGAAGAGUUGCCAGUGCGCCCUCCACCAGGACUCCGUACAGCUGCCUCAAAGGGUAUUUCAUUUUCUCCAUGUUUGUCGGGAGAGGAUGUCGCUGAAGUCUACGAAAUCUGCGUAUUGUCUUUUCGUUUUGUGUUGUUAAACCAGCUGAAUGCAAUGGUACCUGUUGAUGACAAGUUAACAAAGCCUCCACGAAAUGCUAAGGAGUUAAUGGCAACAGGACUUCUUGAAGGGCGUUAUGUGCGGUGCUCAUGUCGUGGCGAACAACUCACAGGGAUUCUUCAGGAUAUGGGUGUGGUGUGUAAUUGUCGUAUCUGUAAAGGGACCCAGGUGGUCUCUAUCUCAGCAUUUGAGGCACACUCAGGGAGCACUUCUCAUCACCCUAGUCACAAUAUAUAUCUUGAAAAUGGAAAGAACCUACGUGACAUUUUGAGUGCUGGACAAGAAUCUGCAGAUUGUGGAGGUGAUAUAUUAGGAGCUCUGAAGCAUGCAAUAGGAGAAAUUCAAGGGAUCCCAAAAAAGGAGGGUGCAUGUGGGAAGUGUGGUAAACGUGAAGGAGGGGAUUUCGUCUCAUGCAAGGAACCCAAAUGCUCAGCUGUUUAUCAUGCCGAAUGCGUCGGGCUUCCUAGUCCUCAUCGAGUCGAUUGGUUCUGUGCGAAGUGCGAGAAGGCGCAAGUAAAAAUGCCGAAGACUGUUCUCAAAAUGAAGCGUCCACCUGCCGUAACAGACAGAGAAGAUACUCGAUUAAAAGAAAAAGAGCUGACGGUAAGAUCAGCCCGGGAUGCACAUCUUCACAAAGCACUUUUCCUGCCAGGCGGCUUGGCGGAUGGCACUGAGCUUGGAUAUUAUGCUAGAAACCAGUGUAUUCUUAAGGGCGUGAAGCAAGGCGGAGGUAUAUGCUGCAAAUGUUGUAAUCAAGAGAUUAGUUGCUCUGCAUUUGAGCAACAUGCUGGAUGUGAAUCUCGACGAAACCCAUAUGGGAGCAUUUUGUUGGCAGAUGGUCGGUCUUUGAAAGACAUGUGUAAAGAGUUAGCCUAUCAGAGCAAGCUUGGAGAUAGAGCUCAUCAAGUUGCUCGAACUGGGGAUGUAAAGUCGAGUUCUGGUAGUGAAGAGCAAGGUGUUCUUGCAUCAAGCCAGCGUUGUGAAUCAACGUGGUGCAUCAAUUUUGGCACGCGUUUUUCUUGUCAAGAGGCAGAUUCUGGUCACCCGUUGUGCAAGAUAUGUCAGAAGAAUGUAGAGGGUGCGCAUAAAACAUCAAAAAAACGUGUAGAUGCAACUGCUAAUAUUCCAGCAACAGAUGACACAGGGCGCAAUGUACGGCUCUUUCAAGCACCAGAUUCAAGUAGUGGCUGCGCCAUCUGCAAGAAAUGGACAUUGAAGAAGUGUGGAUUUGAUAUGACAAUGUUGGUUUGUGAUCAAUGUGGACGAGAGUACCAUGUUGGCUGCUUAAGAGAAUCCGGAAUAUUGGAUGAGCUACCAGAGGCCGAAUGGUAUUGCCAGCCGAAUUGUCAGCAUAUAGUGCAAGUUCUAUCUCAGCUUGUGGCAAAUGGACCUGAGUUAUUAUCAGACAACAUUGUAAAUGACUUGUUGGAAAGUCGGCAACAUCAACAGGGUAUUGUUGAGAUGGCUGAAUCCAGUAGCCCAGUUUUUGGGUGGCAAAUCUUACACGGCGCUGGUGAAAACCCUGUCAAUGGACGCACACUUGCUCAGGCUGUGGAGAUAUUUACGGAAUGCUCUGAUCCAAUCAAGGAUGCUCCUUCUGGACAGAACAUGAUCCCCAUCAUGGUUUACAGCCGGAGGUUUAAAGACUAUGAUUUUGAUGGGAUUUACUGUGUGGUUCUAACGCUCAAUGAGAAGGUGGUCUCGACAGCUUUACUGCAAAUUUUUGGUCGGGAAGUUGCUGAAGUUCCACUUAUCGCGACUAGUGUUGAUCACCAAGACCAGGGUUUCUGCAAGGCACUCAUGACCACUAUAGAAAGGCUCCUUGGCGUUCUUAACGUGGAACGUUUAGUCCUCCCAGCAAGCAAGAACGCAGAGUUUGUUUGGGUGAAUAGGUUUGGAUUCUCUCGUAUGGAGGAUGCACAGCUCAAACAUAUUCGUUCAAUGAUGGGGUUGUUGGUCUUCACUGGCACUACAAUGCUUGUAAAACACAUUGAUGCGGUGACGCUUGACGAGCGUAUUUCUCUGGGGAAGUUCGACAGGACACAACAUGUUGACGAGCUGCGCACUUUGAGCUUCAAAGAUCGAACUGGAUAAUGACCAGAGCAUCGCAGAAAUCUGAAUUCGGUCAACGACGUUGAAAAACGUAGCCGUAGUCUUGAACUGGGAUUCCAAGUACCUUUGCUCAAUAUACGGAUAAUCUCAUGGUAGGAAUAUGAAUUCUUUGCAUGGAGUGCUCGAACCUUGGAGGUUCUAAACCAUAAGGUGAAGUUUGAGCAUUAACACGAUCACUCAAUUAUGUGCACAAGUAUCAAAGCAUGGUAUUUUUUAUCAAUUUUCAAAGUUAAAACCAA